Messenger RNA from Cladophialophora psammophila CBS 110553, 2127 nucleotides. RefSeq lists its product as uncharacterized. The record is from RefSeq and is a predicted model, not a curated record. The transcript has a single exon. Lineage: Eukaryota; Fungi; Ascomycota; Eurotiomycetes; Chaetothyriales; Herpotrichiellaceae. Bases 1 to 2127 code for a protein of 708 amino acids.
AUGGGUCCCAUUGAGUUGAACAAGCGACGCAUCAUCUUGCUCCUCGCUAGUAUACUCGCAUUCUAUAUUGUUUUCCACGGGCUUUCGUCCUCUAGUGGCGACUUCCGCGAUGUCGCUUCCCAGAUCCCCAUCCCCGGCCAUCUAAACCCGACCGAGCAUAAACUACCUCCAUCAGCGCCCGAUCCAGACGCGAUAUGGGAUCUGGAACUCGACCCUUCUCCUGCGCCCACGCCCACGCCGGUGCCGGCGCCCGAAUCCGAGCUCGAGCUCGAGCCCGAGCCCGAGAACGCAAUCGACACUGAGAAACCUAUCCCUCCGACUUCUCAACCUGUCGAGCACUUCGAUUUACAUCCCAUCGCGCAGCUAAUGCAAGAAGCCGAUGCCGAGUGGCGAGCCUACGAGACGCAGAUUUCGACAACAUUCAGGCAGACAGUGGAGAAAUAUAGAAGCAAAUAUGGCAGACAUCCUCCCCCGGGAUUCAAGGACUGGUAUAAGUUCGCCAGAAAGAGGAACGUGUUCAACAUUGAUGAUUUCCAACAAAUCAUGGAUGAUCUGCGCCCCUUUUGGGCUCUCAAUGCGUCAGAGAUCCGCAUUCGUGCGGCGCAUAUGUGGGAAAACCCUGACUUUGGCGUAUCGGUAAUUCAUAUCCGCAAUCACAAGGUUGUAAGGGUGGAUAACCCCAGUUGGCGAUCCGAAACUAUGGAGAAAGUCAUCGAGAAAUGUAUCAAAUUCCUUCCGGACAUGGACAUUCCCAUGAACAGGUUGGAUCAACCGCGCCUGAUCGUGCCUUGGGAAGAUAUGCAAGAGCUACUGCGAAAGGAGUACCAGACGCGCAUCAUGGCUCCAGAAGUCACCGACAGCUUUACUAAGAAUCAACCAGAGCUCCUGGAUAUAAAUAUCGAAGACAAGGAACUCGACCACUCCACAAGACUAAGUGAUGACUGGUUCUUCGCCCCCGGUCAGCAGUACAUGAAUCUCGCAGCCAAAGGUUGUCCGCCAGAAUCCCCUGCUCGGUCGAACAUGACCGUAGCGGACACGGAUAUGUUGUACAAAGAACCCACCCUUGGGUUUGUGAAGAACUUCAACCUCUCGACAGACCUCUGCACCGUGGGUCCGACUAUUCAAGAUCUGCAUGGCAUGUUGUAUUCCGCAAGCAGCAUCAUCGCCUCGCAAAAGCUUGUUCCCAUCUUCGGCGAAUGCAAGGUUAGUGUCAAUAACGAUAUUCUCUUUCCAGCAAAUAUGUAUUAUCAGCAUGAUGAGCGAUAUGACUACGACGAUGAGGAAGAUGUUGAUUGGCGGGACAAGCAAGAUAAUACCAUUUGGCGCGGCGUCACUUCUGGUGGUGUCCAGCUUGAGGAUAACUGGGACAGGAUGCACCGCCAAAGACUCGUUCAACUCUUCAAUGGCACCCAUUUGUCGGAGACAGGGAAAGAGGUCAAAGUCCUCACAGAAAAAGACGAUGGCCCUGGCAAAGUCAACACCACCUACGAACUUUAUGGUCGAUUCCAGCCCUCACAGUUCGCCGACCGACACAGCGACAUCGGAUUCACUGAGCCGAUGUCCUGUCUGCCGAAUUGUUCAUUCUACGACAGCGUUUUCUCUUGGAAGCCCCAGGUUUCGCUCACUUCACAAUUCAAAUCGAGAUACUUGAUCGACGUCGACGGACACUCUUUCUCAGGCAGAUGGCAUGCGUUCCUUCAAAGCAAGAGUCUCGGUCUCAAAGCUACUAUCUUCCGGGAAUGGCACGAUAGCCGACUUUUAGCAUGGCGACAUUUUGUUCCUGUCGACAACCGGUACGAUGACAUUUAUGGUCUUUUGACGUACUUUAUUGGGUAUGGCAAGCCCUACAAACAACACGUCGACGAAGGCGGAGACUCGAAUUCUCGGGUUUUUGUCGCUCGGCAUGAUAGAGAGGCGCAGAAACUCGCUCGGCAGGGUCGCGAAUGGGCAAACAAGGUGCUCAGGCGUGAGGAUAUCGAGGUGUACAUGUUCAGAUUACUUCUGGAGUAUGGACGAUUGAUUGACGACAAUCGGGACUUUAUCGGUUACUCCGGCGAUGGCAGUGAGUUGGACAAGUUCGACGCGGGCGAAGAUGACGAAGGCCGCUGGGGCUUCGGAGGGUGGUAA